This is a messenger RNA of Megalobrama amblycephala (Wuchang bream), 618 nucleotides long. Its product is annotated as interleukin-10-like. The transcript is spliced from 3 exons. The record is from RefSeq and is a predicted model, not a curated record. The coding region runs from base 150 to 593 and encodes 147 amino acids. NCBI's taxonomy places the organism in Eukaryota, Metazoa, Chordata, Actinopteri, Cypriniformes, Xenocyprididae.
GUAAGUCAACCCCCACCCCCCCACCACCACAGGAAGCUAAGGUAGACUAGGAAUGGUAUAAAAUUCACCCCCAAAGCUCAUCUGUACAUCUCCUCUCUUCUGGGCUGAAUAUCAAGAAAGAGCCAAGAACAAAGAAAAAGAACUGAAGAAUGAUUUUCUCUAGAGUCAUCUUUUCUGCUAUGGUCAUGCUUCUGCUUUCUGAAAGUGCUCAGUGCAGAAGAGUUGACUGUAAGUCUGAAUGUUGCUCAUUUGUGGAGGGCUUUCCUGUGAGGCUGAAGGAGCUCCGUUCUGCAUACAGAGAAAUACAGAGGUUUUAUGAGUCCAAUGACGACUUAGAACCAUUAUUAAACGAGAACGUGCAACAGAACAUCAAUAGUCCUUAUGGAUGCCAUGUCAUGAACGAGAUCCUGCGCUUCUACUUGGAGACCAUUCUGCCAACAGCUGUCCAGAAGAACCACUUGCACCCGAAAACACCCAUCGACUCCAUUGGAAGUAUAUUUCAAGAUCUCAAGCGGGAUAUGGUCAAAUGUGUAAGUCCAUCUUUUGGUCCUUAUGAAAUUAGUUUAAAGGAUGAUUUAAGAGAAAAGAUUUGAUCUCUCUGACAAAACUGACAAACAC